AUGGUGAAGAAACGAGGAGCGAACCAGCACAAGGGCGGCAAGCCGUUCCUCGAGUGGUGCAAGGAGAACGGGAAGCGCGGCGAGAAGCUCGCCAACGAGUUCCGCGAGGAGUUGCCGACGAAGCUGGCGAAAGGGUCGGACUACAAGGCGAAGUGGAAGUGUGGGACGUGCUCGCACGUGUGGCGGGCGGCGGUGAAGAACCGCACGGAGAGCGUCAGACCCCGCGGAUGUCCGAAAUGCGCGAAUCGCAUACCGGUGAGCAAGACGAAGAACUUCCUCGCGUGGUGCGAGAAGAACGGCGAGCGAGGCAAGAAGCUGUCGCGCGAGUACAUCGACCCAGACAGACCGCCGACGGCGGUGACGUACGGGUCGAACUACAAGGCGCUGUGGAAUUGUGGGACGUGCUCGCACGAGUGGCGCGCGAAGGUGUUUCACCGCACGAAGAGCAACAGCCCCAGCGGGUGUCCGCAGUGCAACAUAGCAAACAGGCGUCACGGCGAGGACGGUUGCUUCGUGUGA
Messenger RNA from Micromonas pusilla CCMP1545, 519 nucleotides. RefSeq lists its product as uncharacterized. The transcript has a single exon. Lineage: Eukaryota; Viridiplantae; Chlorophyta; Mamiellophyceae; Mamiellales; Mamiellaceae. The record is from RefSeq and is a predicted model, not a curated record. The coding region runs from base 1 to 519 and encodes 172 amino acids.